Messenger RNA from Brugia malayi, 966 nucleotides. RefSeq names its product Zinc finger DHHC domain containing protein 2, putative (gene Bma-dhhc-4). Gene Ontology annotation, biological process: synaptic vesicle maturation; peptidyl-L-cysteine S-palmitoylation; protein targeting to membrane. Bases 1 to 966 code for a protein of 321 amino acids. Gene Ontology annotation, cellular component: Golgi apparatus; endoplasmic reticulum. Gene Ontology annotation, molecular function: protein-cysteine S-palmitoyltransferase activity. The record is from RefSeq and is a predicted model, not a curated record. NCBI's taxonomy places the organism in Eukaryota, Metazoa, Nematoda, Chromadorea, Rhabditida, Onchocercidae. The transcript has 8 exons.
AUGAUUUGCUCUAAUAAUGUUUGUUUACGCUAUAUUAUUUCCUUUAUACGUUGGUUACCGGUAAUUUUCAUUCUUGCUUUGCUUUGUUGGGCAUACUUUGCAUACGUCGUACAGUUAUGUUUCUUUACGGUAGAAGGAACUUUCGAACGUUCUGUGUAUCUCUUUGUCUUUCAUUUACUGUUGUUUAUGUUUCUUUGGUCAUACUAUGUAACGAUUUUUCGACCAGUUGGCCGACCACCCAAAAUGUUUUAUGUUGAUUCACAAACGCGACAAGAUCUCUCUAGUUUGGAGGAAUCUGAAUGCAGAGAAAUCUUAGAACGUUACGUAAGGCAACAUCAGAUUCCAGUGGAUAACCGUAAUGGUGAUGGGAGCAUACGCUACUGUUACAAAUGUAAUUGCAUCAAACCUGAUCGAUGCCACCAUUGCUCUGUUUGUGGUCACUGCGUUUUGAAGUUUGAUCAUCACUGCCCGUGGGUGAAUACGUGUAUCAAUUAUUUCAAUUAUAAAUUUUUCCUUCAAUUUCUGUUUUACGGUCUCAUUUUGUGCCUUUGGGGUAUACUUACAGAUUUGCAAUAUUUCAUUGCAUUCUGGAAAAACGCUUUACGACUAGGUGCUGGUUUUAGCCGCUUCCACAUCGUUUUUCUCUUUUUUGUGGCUGGAAUGUUCGCGGCUUCUAUUACCUGUCUCUUCGUAUAUCACGUAUAUUUGACGGCUCGAAAUCAAUCUACAAUUGAAUCAUUUCGACCUCCUGUAUUCAUUUAUGGUAUUGAUAAAAAUGGCUUUAAUCUUGGCAUACGACGCAAUUUCAAACAAGUUUUUGGUGACACAUACCUUUUCUGGUUCCUACCUAUAUUUUCAUCGAAUGGAAGUGGUAUAACUUUUCAUCAAAAAUACUUUCGAGCUGAACGGAAAAAGCUUCUACUUCCGGAUUCAAAUGAUGAUGACGAUAUAGUACGUGAAAUAUAA